CAGCUGUUUUGCAACGAAGAAAGUCCAAACCCCAAACAAAAGUUGUCACUCCGAAAAACCACCUCCUGACUAAAACGCGUUGAUAUUUGAUUCUCUAGAAAUAUCUACAUAUCAAUCAAUCACUCGUGCUUUUGGAAAGCUUCAUGUUCAAGUUGUAACGUGUAUUUUUUCUUGUCAGUGUUUUCGUGGUUUGAAUACAGCAGUUCAUUUCACAGAGUAUAUCAGAGGUGGGGGAUCGCUGUGCCAUUCCUUGAUUCGUCGACGCCAUGAAGUUCCGCUUUUGUGGCGAUUCUGAAAUACCAGAUUGGUUGCUCACCCAAAUGGCUACUCUUUCUCGUUUGAGUUCAGUGAAGGCGAAGUUGCUUACCCAGCACGUCGCUCGACAUUUGUCCGGACAAGGCAUAGACCUGGAGAAGAGUAAUUCUUUACUGGCCGACUCUAAGCUACCUGAAAGCGAUGUUAAAUCGCUGCUCGGCUCCAUCCAGUUUGUCUUGACAUCUGCGUCACGUUUCUCUACUGGAGAGGACCACCUGCGAGCUGAAUUACAACAAGUUGGACUUCCUCGUGAACAUGCCGCCGCCCUAGCCAAAGUCUAUCACGACAAUGCUGAUUCAAUUCGGAAGAAUUUGAUUCAAGACAGCCUAAUGAUGAACAAGUUGCAGGACAUCACUUGGCGGAUAGUCGAUGGAACCCACUUAAUCGAGUUGACAUUACACAUCAAAGAAGGGCUUGCAUCGGAAAUCCGUACCGUUUCAAUGAUGGCAGAUCCAGCGAAAUUGCAAACUUUACUUUACGAUAUGGAGAGAGUUCGAAAUUUAAUUGCCAAGCACGGGUUGGCUGAUGGGAAAAGAGAAAACAUUUAAAAAGAAUACGCAAUGUUAUCCAAUAUGCGGCUGAGAGUCUCGGGAGGGCAGCCAUUUGUCUC
This is a messenger RNA of Daphnia pulicaria, 925 nucleotides long. RefSeq names its product COMM domain-containing protein 4-like. Lineage: Eukaryota; Metazoa; Arthropoda; Branchiopoda; Diplostraca; Daphniidae. The transcript is spliced from 8 exons. The coding region runs from base 267 to 863 and encodes 198 amino acids. The record is from RefSeq and is a predicted model, not a curated record.